CUGGUAUCGAACUUUGCCGGACUCUCCACGACUCUCAGACUAAGUUCUGACAACCAUGAUAUCCUUGAUCACCCGUUUCUCUUGUUUGUUAUAAAUUCUCUCUCCCUCUCUGAGUAGUUGAAGCUAGUUCGAGGCACUAGCGCAAUGGUGGUCAAGCCCGGGUGUUCCAGUGGGAGUCUGGGACUUGUCUGCAGCCUACUAACCGAUAAUGGUUAUACUCUACACAGUUAGGGACUUCGAAGGCGCCACUCUUCGCUAUAAAUGGGUGAUUCCGAGUCAGCAGUAACCGGAAUAACUCAGAACUGCAAGCAUACUACAGGCUAGUUCCGUGACAGUACUUACUUAUGAUCUUUUCUCGUAGCACCCAAAAGCUUUAUCCGGCACCGAUAAGAGAGCCGGUGAGUGCGUUACGUUGAUUGCAGUGCCUUUACGUCGAUUGCUUUUAGGAAUGAACAUGCUCGACGUAUAAUGGCAUUCAACUUUCCCACCACGGCGUUUGGGCAUAGUUCAUCCCGUGGAAUGGCUUCAGAAGAAAGCCCCCUACUGACAUCAAACAACAAUGGCGAUAAAACCGCGCACGAUAUAAUCUACGACCGGUUCACGCGAGGUCAGAAGAGGUGGAUCGUGUUCAUUGUCACUUGUGCGGGUUUGUUACCAAAAUUUAUUGCAGCGUCAUUGGUACCUUCUAUUCCCCAGGUAGCUAAGGAACUUCACUCCACGCAUGCUGCUGUCAGCUUGACUGUCAGUCUGUCGACCUUUGCUACUGCUGUUGGAACGCUGGUUUGGGCUGCGUAUUCGUCUUUUUAUGGACGUCGAACAAUGUAUUUGUGCGGGAUACCGUUUUUGUGCAUUGGUAGCUGCGGUGUCGCGAUGUCGCAGUCGUUGCGGAGUCUGCUAUUCUGGCAGUUCGUUCAGACAUUCGGAUGCUCUGGAGGGUUGUCGUUGGGCGCUGGCGUAAUUGGGGACAUAUACAGAUUGGAGGAGCGCGGGACUGGUAUUGGGAUAUUCUUGGGUGCCACGCUUUUCGGUUUUGCUGUUGCUCCGUUUCUUGGAGGUGCUGCGGCGCAAUAUUGGUCCUGGCGCAAUUUACACUAUUCCCUUGCUGCAUGGAGCUUGCUCGAACUCCUUCUAAUAUAUGUUUCGUUACUUGAGACGAGCCAUCCCGGCACAUUGGGCAUUGAUAAACUAAAUCGAAGAAAACGGAUCCAUAUCACAUGGGUGAAUCCUCUGAAGUGUCUCUGGCUACUUCGGAGUCCGAACCUAUUUGGAGUUAUGCUUGCGUCGAGUCUAGCAAUGGUCACUGACUAUGUUCUCCUCGUGCCGCUGGCGUACACUAUCGGUUUACGGUAUGGCAUCACGAACAGAGCCAUCAUUGGAGCGUGUUUCCUCCCCAAUGGACUCGGAAACUUCAUCGGAGCACCGCUCGCUGGCCGCUUAUCAGAUGUUAUAAUUAGGAAGUGGCAGAAGAAGCGCAAAGGAGCGUGGUCUCCAGAAGAUCGACUGAGAGCGACGUGGAUGGGAGGGCUGUUCAUGGUCCCAUUAUCCAUUGGAGUGUCAGGGCUGCUCAUAGCGUAUGUUGACGGUCCGAUCGGUCUUGCGUUGAAUUUAUUGUGUCUUUUUAUCAAUGGAGUGGGGGUCGUCUUCGUGCUAAACCCAAUUGGGUCUUAUAAUGUAGAUGUAGUACAUUCGCAAAGCGCAGAAAUCACAGCUGCCAACGCCGGUGUCAGGUCAUUCAUUCUGUCUGUUGCGACCGCUUUUGUUAUCCCAUCUAUCGAACGCAUUGGUGUUAUGUGGACGUACAUUCUUGUCGCUGUCCUCGCACUUCUAGGACAAGGGAUCAUUUUCCUUACGAUUCGUUAUGGAGAGCGCAUGAGGGCUAGCGUAGAUGUUGGGUUUUCGACUGUAGAGAAUAAUUGAUCUUCCACAUUGGCUUAAUAUGUACAAGUAUGUGCUAAUAUCAAAGUCCUUUGGGUCUUAGACCGUACAUGGGGCUUACUCCCGCUAUUCUAUCGUAGAAAACCAGAAAGGAGAAAUAAAAUUUUCCAUCUCUCAAUCCUCGAGUUGAUG
Molecule: messenger RNA, 2067 nt
Organism: Suillus bovinus
Lineage: Eukaryota; Fungi; Basidiomycota; Agaricomycetes; Boletales; Suillaceae
Product: major facilitator superfamily domain-containing protein
Exons: 14
Coding region: 469-1917 (482 amino acids)
Biological process (GO): transmembrane transport
Molecular function (GO): transmembrane transporter activity
Source: RefSeq, a predicted model, not a curated record